UGUACUCCGAAUUAGGUAAGGGUGAAAAUACGAACGAGGAAAUAUGAAUCUCUUUCAAGGGUUUAGGCGGGGCUUUCAGCUUCGGUCGAGCAAGUCCCAGAAACGGCUUCCUUGUCCUCCAAUGACAGCUCUAGCCCCUGCAAAAAUCUAAAGCUCAACUUCAUUAUCGGAAAAGAUCCCAACUUUCUUAUCCUUUACACUGAUGUUGAAGGUUCUCACAUCAAUUUCUCGUUACAACUCAGCGUCGUCGGCUUUUAGCCACCAUGCCCGACCGUACAGAGACUCAAACUCUCCAUUGAACCGAGUUCUGAGCUCAAUCAGAAGCUCCAGACAGAAGGGGACCUAUUUCUGCACACGAUUUUUCUGUUCUGACAACACCAAUGGGCCCGAUGUGCCUGCCGAGGCCGGGGCAGAAGCUAAGCAGGGAGAGGUUGAAGGGGCUGCUGAGGCUACGAAUUCGGCUGCCAUGGUUCCCACUGUUUUUCGGCCUGAAGACUGUCUAUCGGUUAGCUCUAUGCGGUUCAUUUGAAAUUGUGUGCUUGAGGGUGUGAAUUCUUCGUGUAUGCAUGCAUUCAAUGCCAAUAUCCUGAAAUUACAUUGUCUCCGGAUUUAUUGAAUGAAAAAUAUGAAAGCCUGUUGUUGAUUUCAUAAGCUCAUUCCUUCAAAGAAACAUCAAGAGAAUGAGAAAUGAGAAUAUUGUAGAAAAAUAGCAAUUUUUUCGAUAGUUGAUAUAAGCUCAAAUAGAAGAGUGGAAAAUGAGGGUAUUGUAUAAAACUGAAUAUUUUAUCCUUACUUUUUUGAGCCCUUCCUUUCAUUUGGAUUUUUUUACAACGUUGACUUUUGUAUUGAUGUUUAAGCUGCUGAAUGACUGCCAUUGGAUGAAUGGGAGUUAAACGAAAUCAUAUGAAUCUAAUGUUACUAUGUAGUUGCUUAUCGUGUUAGGAUAAUGUGAUACAAAAUUAGCUGCUAAUCUAGUUUCAUGAUAGGGCUGUAAUUUUGAAGGUCCAUUUGAAAUUUCAAUAUUUUAGGGGGUUAUGCAUCAGAAGAUGCAAAUGCAGGAUGAAGUUGGUUGGGUUGUAGAGUGGCUUCUUAAUUCAAUCUUCAAUCCAAGCAGCAUAUAGGAGAUUUUAAUUAUGUGCGGUUAGCAGAUUUUGGAGCAGCAACAUCUGGUGCUAACAAACUGCAUUGUCAACAAGUUCUUGAAGAGAUUGAUUACAAUUGAUUUUUCUGAACCCGGAAACAAAUGGGACUCUGGAAAAGCGUUUACCCACAGAUCAUAUUCUGAAAUCCACCGUUUCAGACCUCAUCACGAAGCAACACUGGUCCAAACUCAGAAACCUUAUUAAUCCCGCUGACCCAACAGGCUUCAUUCUACAUUUAUUCCAACCCGGGUUCAGUUCUGAUGCCAUUUUCUCCUUCUUCAAAUGGUCCCAGACAGCUUAUAAAGUUUCUUACCCUCCUCAACUUUUAUGCAAACUACUAGUCUUGGCUGCAAAAGAAAAGAGAUAUUCAAUGGUGAGAUCUUUGCUACACUCCUUCGUUAAAGGUGGGAAAAUCCACUCAGUUUCGUCUUUUUUUCAUGAAUUGUUGACCUGUAGUGAUGAAUUCCAUCUCAACUCUAUCAUUGUUGAUAUGUUGAUAUUGGCUCUUCUCAAUAAUUCGAAAGCCGAUUUUGCUUUAGAGACGUUUAAGCGUGCUGGAGAUUAUGGUUUUACAAUGUCCGUUCAUUCAUGUAAUCCACUUUUGCUUAUGUUGGUAAAGAAGAAGAAGACUGGGGAAAUUGAGUUCUUGUACAAGGAUAUGCUUAGGAGGAGGAUUGCACUUAACUUGUUCACAUUUAAUGAGGUGGUUAACGGGCUGUGUAAGGAAGGGAAGUUGAAUAAGGCUAAAGAUGUUAUGGAAGACAUGAAGAUUAGGGGAGUUAUGCCGAAUGUGGUUACUUAUAAUACAUUAAUUGAUGGGUAUUGUAAAAAUGGAGGAUCAUCGAAGAUGUACAAAGCGGAUGAAGUCCUUAAAGAAAUGGUGGGUAAAGGGAUUCAACCAAAUGAGAUAACCUAUAACACUCUCAUUGAUGGAUUUUGCAAGGAUAAUAAUAUUAAGGCAGCUUUAAAGACUUUUUCAGAGAUGAAGGAGCAUCAGACAAAGCCAAACAUUGUGACAUAUAACUCAUUGAUUAAUGGGCUUUGUGGGGAUCGAAGAAUUAGGGACGCUUUGGACUUACAGACUGAAAUGGUGAGUCUAGGGUUGCAGCCUAAUAUUGUCACUCAUAAUGCCCUUAUAAAUGGAUUUUCCAAAAACAAGAUGUUAGUGGAGGCUAGGGAGUUGUUUGAUCAAAUAAUGAAGAAGGGAUUCGUAGUUCCAAGUGUGCUGACUUUUAACUCUAUGAUGGAUGGUUAUUGUAAGGCAGGGAAGAUGGAGGAAGCAAUGCCUCUCUUUGACUUAAUGUUGACCAAAAGAAUUCAACCUAACGUUUCAACUUAUAAUUGCUUAAUUGGGGGAUAUUAUCGGAUAGGUAAUCUUGAAAAAGCUAAAACGAUGCUGGAUGAGAUGGCCCUCAAGGGAUUGAAGGCUGAUAUUGUCACCUACAAUAUACAGAUUGAUGCAAUGUGCAAGAUGGGUGAAUCUAGAAAGGCUGCUCGCCUGCUGGAUGAGAUAUAUGAGGAGGGCCUAAUUCCAAACCACAUAACGUACAAUAAAGUGAUGGCUGGCUAUUGCCAAGAAGGAAAUCCGAAGGCAGCUGUUUCUAUUAGGAGAAGAAUGGAAAGGGAAGGGAAGAAACCUAAUGUCGCAAGUUUCAAUGUACUGAUGAAAGGGUUUUGUUCCAAAGGUAAGAUGGAAGAGGCAAAUUCACUUUUGAACGAGAUGCUAGAGAAAGGGUUGGCACCUAAUCAAACAACCUAUGAUAUAAUCAAUGGAGAAAUGAUUGAAAAGGGAUUUGUUCCUGAUAUAGAUGUACGUCUCUACAAUGAUGGAGGAGACUAGAACUUUCAGAUUGAUUGAUAUGGAGUUUGUUUUCUGCCCAAAGUGCAAAGAUACCUGGUAGGAUCUUUCAGUGAGUGCAAAGAUAUAUGAGGAGGGCCUAAUUCCAAACCACAUUACGUACAAUAAAGUGAUGGCUGACUAUUCCAAGAAGGAAAUCCGAAGGCAGCUGUUUCUAUUAGGAGAAGAAUGUAAAGGGAAGGAAGAAACCAAGUGUCGCAAGUUUCAAUAUACUGAUGAAAGGGUUUUGCUCCAAAGGUAAGCUGGAAGAGGCAAAUUCACUUUUGAACGAGAUGCUAGAGAAGGGUUUGGCACCUGAUCGAAAACCUAUGAUAUAAUCAAUGGAGAAAUGAUUGAAAAGGGAUUUGUUCCUGUAGAUAGAUGUUCGUCUCUACAAUGAUGGAGGAGAUUAUAACUUUCAGCGUGGGUGAUAUGAAGUUUGUUUUCUGCCCAAAGUGCGAAGAUACCUGGUAGGAUAUUUCAUUGAGUUGCACAAAUUGUGAUGGUCUAGCCUUUGCUGUUGCUACUUGCUUUAUGGUCUAGUGCCCAAGUAUCAUGCAUGUAUGUAUGUAAACACACUGUAUAGUUGUAUAUAUCUAUAUAUAAUAAAAGUUAAGUUUCAUAUAAGAGUAAUUCUAGCAUUGCUGACUGAAAUAUGACGGUAAACACAGAUCAAUGGUUCGAAGUCUUCAUGACCAAAGCUGUCUGUAAGGACGGACCCAACCAUUUCUCCACACAAUAUGGAUGCGGCGGUUUGCGGCCAUUGAUCAUAUGAACUUAGGCUUAGAUUUAUUUGUUAUUGGUGAAAUCUGAUGUAACUC
This is a messenger RNA of Cuscuta epithymum, 3800 nucleotides long. NCBI's taxonomy places the organism in Eukaryota, Viridiplantae, Streptophyta, Magnoliopsida, Solanales, Convolvulaceae. The record is from the annotation of a GenBank genome assembly.